AAGGAGGCAACCUCUUGAAGCCUUCCUCCUCGUCUUCGCCGUUAAUCUCACUUCAUCUGCUACUGUACGUGGGUGUGGACCCGUCUAAGGACCAGCGCCACCUGCUUUUACUCCGGGAUCCCAGCAGCUUGUUGUCAGUCUCGCCGAUCUGGGCUGACUGACUUUGGUGGAAGGUGAGGAGGAUGUCCAACAACAUGGCCAAGAUUGCAGAUGCAAGAAAGACAGUGGAGCAGCUGAAGCUGGAGGUUAACAUCGAGAGGAUGAUGGUUUCCAAGGCAGCAGCCGAUCUGAUGGCCUACUGUGAAGCUCACGCCAAAGAGGACCCUCUGAUGACCCCGGUCCCUUCCUCCGAGAACCCCUUCAGAGAGAAAAAGCUGUUCUGCGUGAUCCUGUAACUGUGCACCGUGGAAAUCAGCAAUGACAACCAUCUCUCUUUCUUUUCUUAUGCUUUUGUUAGAUUUUGUUUUAGAUUUAAAUGACUCUUGGUGACAAAUCACGUGGGAUAUUAUCUUUUGAACAUGAUAAUAACGGCAAUAAAGUUUUAUUAAAAAAAAAAAAGGGUGCAAAGUUCAUUUGAACAGACCUACAGGGCUGCAUUUCCCUGAGCACACGGUUUACAUAUUAACUACAUCCUCUAUUUAACCUGUCACUGAAUGCUUUUUGUCUUCCAGAGAUGUAAUACAGUAAGAAAAAUAACAUCUCGUAUACCUAUUUCCACGUGAAUUCAUGUCAUAGAUGAAUUUGAUUUAUCAAAGUAAAAAUGUCAGGUAAAUACUUGUUGUCAAGAGAUGUGGUAGUGCUCUAAAUAUACUCCCUCGACAAUAUACUUGGUGUGAGACGGGUGCUC
Cololabis saira (Pacific saury) is the source of this 847-nucleotide messenger RNA. RefSeq names its product guanine nucleotide binding protein (G protein), gamma 8 (gene gng8). Gene Ontology annotation, biological process: G protein-coupled receptor signaling pathway. The coding region runs from base 183 to 395 and encodes 70 amino acids. Gene Ontology annotation, cellular component: heterotrimeric G-protein complex. The record is from RefSeq and is a predicted model, not a curated record. Gene Ontology annotation, molecular function: G-protein beta-subunit binding. The transcript is spliced from 3 exons. Lineage: Eukaryota; Metazoa; Chordata; Actinopteri; Beloniformes; Belonidae.